Hyaena hyaena (striped hyena) is the source of this 2569-nucleotide messenger RNA. It is a transcript of the gene MEX3D, whose product is annotated as mex-3 RNA binding family member D. NCBI's taxonomy places the organism in Eukaryota, Metazoa, Chordata, Mammalia, Carnivora, Hyaenidae. The record is from RefSeq and is a predicted model, not a curated record. The transcript has 7 exons. The coding region runs from base 1 to 2517 and encodes 838 amino acids. Gene Ontology annotation, molecular function: RNA binding.
AUGUUAAUUUUGCAUCGACUUGCCGAGGCCGAGGGAUGCCCAGGCAGCUGGUACACGUUUGUUCCGGGGGUGUCCUCGCACACGUCUGAGGGGAUGAGAAUGAGUGGAGAGACCUCACUCAUCGACAUGCGCAUCGUUCAAUCUGGCCGCCACGGCCGUCUCCGCCUCGGACGCUGGCGCCGGGUCGCGAGCCUCCGGGUCUCCAGCUCGCGGCCGGCAGCCCGUGGGCCCCUUGGCCUCCAAAACCACGGGAGGAAUCCCGGAUCCCGGGCUGUGUCCAGGGAAUUUCACCAUGACCCUCACAAGCCCACCGCCUACACACGGGCUGGCAUUGAAGGGCAGGAGCCCGGGCUGGGUCGCCCCGAGCCCGCCCCCAGCCCAUUUAUCGUGAGAAACCGCACAGGAAAACGACAAGGGCUCCUUCCCGACCCCGAGGGGCCGCUGGAGAAAGGGCCGCGGGCGCACGACGGCUUUGGGGAUGGGCGCGCCGGGCUGCUCUGCGAGCCCGCAGCAAGCAGAGUCGCGCCGCCCCGCCGCCCGCGGCCCGAGCAGCCCCGCGCCGCCGCCCCGCCCGCCGCGCCCGCCCCGCCGCUGGAUGCCGGCGGCCGGCGGCCCAGCUCUCAGAGGCGGAGCGCGGCGGCGGCGGCGCGGGCGGCGGCGGCGGCGCGGGCGGCCGGCGGCCGAGAGGGCGCCGAGGAGGCCGCGCCCGACGACGCGGCCGCCGCCGCCGCCGCGGCCGCCGCGCUGCGCCUGGCGCUGGACCAGCUCUCGGGGCUGGGGCUGCGGGGCGCGGGCGGCCCGGACGACGAGGGCGCGGCCGCGGGCGGCGGGGACGGCGGGGCGGCGGCCGAGCCCGCGCCCCCCGACGGGCCCGAGGCGGGCGCCCCCGCGGGGGCCGAGGCCGGGGCGCCGGGCUCGCUGCCGCUGCUGGAGCCCGACGUGAGCCCGCCGCCGCCCCGGCCGUCGCCGCCCGACGUGUUCGCCGGCUUCGCGCCGCACCCCGCGGCUCUCGGCCCCUCGACGCUGCUGGCCGAGCAGAUGAGCGUGAUCGGCAGCCGCAAGAAGAGCGUGAACAUGACCGAGUGCGUGCCCGUGCCCAGUUCCGAGCACGUCGCCGAGAUCGUGGGUCGCCAGGGGUGCAAGAUCAAGGCUCUGCGGGCCAAGACAAAUACCUACAUCAAGACGCCGGUGCGCGGGGAGGAGCCCGUCUUCAUCGUCACUGGCCGCAAGGAGGAUGUGGAGAUGGCCAAACGGGAGAUCCUGUCCGCCGCCGAGCACUUCUCCGUGAUCCGCGCCACACGCAGCAAGGCGGGCGGGCUGCCGGGCUCCGCGCAGGGCCCGCCCCACCUGCCGGGACAGACCACCAUCCAGGUGCGCGUGCCGUACCGCGUGGUGGGGCUGGUGGUGGGGCCCAAGGGCGCCACCAUCAAGCGCAUCCAGCAGCGGACACACACCUACAUCGUGACGCCCGGGCGUGACAAGGAGCCCGUGUUCGCCGUGACGGGCAUGCCCGAGAACGUGGACCGGGCGCGCGAAGAGAUCGAGGCGCACAUCACGCUGCGCACGGGCGCCUUCACCGACGCAGGCCCCGACAGCGACUUCCACGCCAACGGCACCGACGUGUGUCUGGACCUUCUCGGGACGGCUGCCGGCCUCUGGGCCAAGGCCCCCAACCCCGGCCGGAGGCCCCCCGCGCCCACAGCUGGUCUCCGCGGGGACACGGCCCUGGGCGCGCCGGGGGCCCCCGAGGCCUUCUAUGCCGGAGGCCGCGGGGGCCCUCCAAUGCCCGAGGCGGGCCCCACCAGCCCCUACGGCGGCUCAGGCAACGGGGGCUUCACGUUUGGUGGGGAUGGCCCUGGGGCGCCCUCGGGGCCACCCGCCCCCGAGGACUGUGACUUCGGCUUCGACUUCCUGGCGCUGGACCUGACCGUGCCCGCCGCCGCCACCAUCUGGGCCCCCUUCGAGCGGGCUGCGCCGCUGCCAGCCUUCAGCAGCUGCUCUGCCGUCAACGGGGCCCCCCCGCCCCCGGCCCCUGGCGCCCGGCGCAGCAGCGGGGCGGGCACCCCGCGCCACUCGCCCACGCUGCCAGAGCCUGGGGCCCUGGGCCUGGAGCUCCCGCUGGCCCGCCGCGGCGGCGCCGCAGACCCGGUGGGCGCCCUGGCCUGGCGGCCGGUGCAGGGCGCCCCGCCGUCCUUCUCAGGCGGCGCCGGCUUCCCCGCGGCCACCUCGCUGCCCAGCGGCUCCUCGGCCUCGGCACGGCCCCCCCUGGACUCCAGCCCCCCUGAAGGCGGCCGCAAGCCCCCGUCGGCCCCGGCCCCGGCCCUGGCUCGCGAGUGCGUGGUGUGCGCCGAGGGCGAGGUCAUGGCCGCGCUCGUGCCCUGCGGCCACAACCUCUUCUGCAUGGACUGCGCCGUCCGCAUCUGCGGCAAGAGCGAGCCUGAGUGCCCCGCCUGCCGCACGCCGGCCACCCAGGCCAUUCGCGUGGAGACGGCCGCCCAACGGCACCUCAGUUCUUAACCAGUAAUCAGUAUUGAGUUGACAGGUUAAAAUAAACCAGAGAGAAAAGGUC